Messenger RNA from Acanthamoeba castellanii str. Neff, 966 nucleotides. RefSeq names its product secretion protein MttC, putative. The transcript is spliced from 8 exons. Lineage: Eukaryota; Discosea; Longamoebia; Acanthamoebidae. The record is from RefSeq and is a predicted model, not a curated record. Gene Ontology annotation, cellular component: cytosol. Bases 1 to 966 code for a protein of 321 amino acids. Gene Ontology annotation, molecular function: single-stranded DNA 3'-5' DNA exonuclease activity.
AUGGGGGCGAGGCAGGGGAGGCGGACGAGGAGGCCACUACACCACUUCCGCAACAACUGCCCCGACCGGGGACGGCAGCGCCGCUGCCCAACCACGAAGAGGCGGUCGCGGCGUGGCGGAAGGGAGGGAGAGCAGCCGGAGGCGCCAGUGGCGGUCGCACCUGCGCCGGAGCCGCUGGUGGACAUCGGGGCCAACCUCACGCACGCCAGCUUCCGGGCCGACUUUGACGCCGUCCUCGACCGCGCACAGAAGGCCAACGUGCGCGCCAUCGUUCUCACCGGCACGUCGGAGAGAGCGAGCAGGGACGCGUUCAAGGUCACGCAGGGCCGCGAGGGAUUCCUCUACUCGACGGCGGGCGUGCACCCGCACGACGCCAAGCACUGCAACGACCGCACCAUCGCCAACCUCCGCGAGCUGCUGCGGCACAAGGCGGUGGUGGCCGUGGGCGAAUGCGGACUCGACUUUGACAGGAACUUUUCUCCCCAGGACGUCCAAGAAAAGUGGUUUGUGGAGCAGCUGAAGCUGGCCAAGGAGGUGAACAAACCCAUCUUCCUUCACGAGCGCUCGGCCUUCCGUCGGUUUGCCGAAAUCAUGAAGGAAAACAUGGAGGGCCUGCCGCCUGCUGUCGUACAUUGCUUCACCGGGACGAAGGAGGAACUCGAAGAGUAUCUUGCCAUGGGCAUGUAUAUUGGUAUCACGGGCUGGGUGUGCGACGAGAGGCGCGGUCGGCAUCUGCAGGAGAUCGUCGGGCUCGUGCCGCUCGAUCGUCUGAUGAUCGAGACCGACGCCCCGUUCCUCACUCCGCGCACCUUGCGCCCUUGCCCGCGCCGCAACGAGCCGUCUUACCUCACCCACGUCCUACAGACGGUCGCCGACUGCACCGGACGAUCGGUAGAGGAGGUGGCGCGUGAAACCACGCAGACCGCGGUGCGCUUCUUCGGUCUGGACCAAAUCCGUAAGGAGUGA